This is a messenger RNA of Saprolegnia parasitica CBS 223.65, 420 nucleotides long. RefSeq lists its product as hypothetical. NCBI's taxonomy places the organism in Eukaryota, Oomycota, Saprolegniomycetes, Saprolegniales, Saprolegniaceae. The transcript has a single exon. The annotation marks the transcript as partial. The record is from RefSeq and is a predicted model, not a curated record.
AACCUCCUUCAGUACUUUAGCGACUGCAAGAGCCCGUCGAGCGUGAGCAUCCACCUCCAGACGUGCUACACCAACUCGUGGCUCUCCGAGUACGACACGGGCCUCUACGCCGACGUGCUCCGCAACAACGCCAACGAAAAGUUUGCGUACGACCCCGUCGCGCAGACGCUGCAAGUCGGCAGCAACGGCCAGUGCCUCGACGCCUUCUCGACCGGCAACGGCAAGUUCGGUCUCCACACUUACGCGUGCGAUGCGACGAACGCGAACCAAAAGUGGGUGCUCCAAGACAAGCUGGUCAAGCACGCGACGCACGCCAACUUGUGCCUCGAUGCCGACCCGACCGACAGCGGCCACAAGGUGCAGGUCUGGGACUGCACGGAGUACAACAAGAACCAGUGCUGGAACAUUUUGCGUGUCUAA